Messenger RNA from Chenopodium quinoa (quinoa), 2118 nucleotides. RefSeq names its product dnaJ homolog subfamily B member 1-like. Gene Ontology annotation, cellular component: cytosol. Gene Ontology annotation, molecular function: protein-folding chaperone binding. The record is from RefSeq and is a predicted model, not a curated record. The transcript has 3 exons. NCBI's taxonomy places the organism in Eukaryota, Viridiplantae, Streptophyta, Magnoliopsida, Caryophyllales, Amaranthaceae. The coding region runs from base 672 to 1724 and encodes 350 amino acids.
GGGUGGUCGGGCAUCGCCGGCACCCGGGGAGGUGAUGGAGGACUGGGCGACGACCGACGCUAGAGGGGAAGGCUGUUUGGCUGGCCGUGGGUUGCCGCGGGUAGCCGUUCGUGGCAGCGGAUUGAUGUGGUUGGCUGGGUUGGUGGUUUACUAGUUUUGGUUUUUUUUGUUUUUUUUUUUUAAUUACCUACUCAAUAAUUCACCAGUGAGUGUUAUUGGCGGAAAUAGUAUAAAGUUUGGAUUAACAAAAAAAUAAAUUGAAGUUGGGAUUAAUAUUGGUGGAUGAGGCAAAGUUGAAAUUAAUCAUGCCAAUCUUUUAAUUUUUUUUUUUAUUUUUUUUUACAAACAAUUUUCCUAUAAUUUAAUCUCACAUAAACCUUUAUAAACACGGGGGUUUAUUCCGGAAACUUCGACAAUAUUCUACCAACACCCAACCUUCCAGACAACUCGUUACAAAUCCUCAACAAUCCAAACAAAUUCCCCUUCAAAUUAUUGCUCAACACAUAUUUCUCCUCAAUAUAUAAAGUUAGAAACCACCGUAAUUCACUCUGAUUCGAUUCAAUUAUCACAAAAAUUCUUCUGACAACCCAGAAAAUCCAGCAAAGGAAGCACUGAUUGUUGCAGGACAACAAAAUUAAAAAGUGAAGAAAAGAAAGAGAGAAGAAGAAAAAAUGGGUGUUGAUUAUUACAAGAUUUUAGGUGUUGAUAAGAAUGCUAAAGAUGACGAUUUGAAGAAAGCUUACAGAAAAUUAGCUAUGAAGUGGCACCCUGAUAAAAACCCAAAUAAUAAAAAGGAAGCUGAAGCUAAAUUCAAGCAGAUUUCUGAAGCUUAUGAUGUUUUAAGUGAUCCCCAGAAGAAGGCAGUGUAUGAUCAGUAUGGAGAAGAAGGUCUUAAAGGCGGAGCCCCACCACCAGACGCGGCUGGUGGUCCGGGUGGUGCAACGUUCUUUUCUACCGGAGAUGGACCUACCUCGUUCCGGUUUAGUUCACGGAAUCCAGAUGACAUAUUUGCUGAAUUCUUCGGGUUUUCUAGCCCAUUUGGUGGUGCAGGUGGUGGUGGCGGAGGUGGUGGCAUGAGGGGCUCUAAGUUUUCGAGUAGUAUAUUUGGUGAUGACAUAUUUGGAAGUUUUGCUGAGAAUGGUGGUGGUGGUGGUGGCCCAAUGCACUUCCAAAGCGCUUCGCGAAAGGCGCCACCCAUUGAGAACAAAUUGCCUUGCACUUUAGAGGAACUUUAUAAAGGAACAACUAAGAAAAUGAAGAUUUCUAGGGAGAUUGCUGAUAUGAGUGGGAAAACUAUACCUGUAGAGGAGAUUCUUACAAUUGAAAUAAAGCCUGGGUGGAAAAAGGGCACAAAGAUUACUUUCCCUGAGAAAGGCAAUGAGCAUCCAGGAAUAACCCCAGCAGAUUUGGUCUUCGUAAUUGAUGAGAAGCCACACAAGGUGUUCAUUCGGGAUGGCAAUGACUUAAUCGUAACUCAGAAGAUAUCAUUGGCUGAAGCUUUAACAGGUUACACCGUUCAUCUAACUACUCUUGAUGGCAGAAAUCUUAACAUCCCCAUCAACAAUGUGAUUCAUCCGAGUUAUGAGGAAGUUGUCCCUAUGGAAGGAAUGCCUUUACCAAAAGAACCGAGUAGAAGAGGCAAUCUAAGGAUCAAAUUUGAUAUCAAAUUCCCUACUCGGUUGACCUUUGAACAGAAAGCUGGAAUCAAGAAAUUAUUUAGUUAGGCCACCCAUGGAUGAAUGAACAUCAAGCUAUAGUGCAUCAGUCGAAUGUCACGGAUACACCCAAGGAUUGCAGGAGGUUGAGUUGAAUGAUGUGGGAGGGCAUUGGUUUACAAAUCAAGUGAUUUUGUUGUAGAUGGUUGGACUCUUUUUUUUUUUUUUUUUUUUUUUUUGGGGGUAUUGUAUUUGUUAAUAUUCUUGCUUUCACUGAGUUAUAAUGAGCUGCAACUUGAUAAUUAUAAUGUGACACUUGUGCAACAUUGAACUGUAAUUUAGCUAUGGUCAGGUUUUAGUGUACUUAAUUUUGCCUCCCCUAGUUACUGCUUAUAUGAUAGAAUGUGCCCACAAUUGUCAUUUAUAGAAUUUAAAAUUUCAAUUUACAAAUUGUGAUGUUUUA